Messenger RNA from Scomber japonicus (chub mackerel), 1822 nucleotides. Its product is annotated as exportin-T-like. Gene Ontology annotation, cellular component: nuclear pore; cytoplasm; nuclear matrix. The record is from RefSeq and is a predicted model, not a curated record. Gene Ontology annotation, molecular function: small GTPase binding; tRNA binding. Bases 170 to 1615 code for a protein of 481 amino acids. Lineage: Eukaryota; Metazoa; Chordata; Actinopteri; Scombriformes; Scombridae. The transcript has 14 exons. Gene Ontology annotation, biological process: tRNA re-export from nucleus.
CCGACAUGCAACCGAUUUCUGGAGACUUCGCAGCAGCUCCGUGAUGAUUUAACAGCAGAGAGAGUGAGCGAGAACAACCGAUUAAUUGAUGCUUUAACUAAGAUGAAAGGAGCGUGGCUGCCAGCAGCAGAGAGGAGUGAACCUGCGCUGGAGGAAAGCUAACCCACGAAUGGCCUGCCAGUCUGUCUCUGCAGUCAUGGACGAGCAGGCCCUGCUGGGGCUCAACCCGAACGCCGACGCCGGCUACAGGCAGAGGGCCAUGGCGUACUUUGAGCAGCUGAAGGAGUCUCAGGAUGGUUGGGAGGUUUGUGCAGCGGCUCUCGCUAAAGGGAUUUAUAAUGACGAUCAUGUGAAGUUCUUCUGCUUCCAAGUUCUGGAGCAUCAGAUCAAGUUCAGACACGGAGGUCUGAGUGGAGCUCAGCAGCAGCUCAUCAGAGAGACGCUGAUGAAAUGGCUCCAGUGUCAGAACGGUUUCCCGGCUCUGCUGACCAACGACGACCAGCUGUUCAUGUUCGAGGCGGCGGGCGUCCUCAUCGUGAACGGUGAGAGUCCAGCGGAGAGGAAGCAGGCGCUGAUGAGGAGCCUGCUGACGCCGCUCAUGGACGCUUUCCGCCUGCUGCUCGCCAAAAUGCCGCAGGAGACGGAGGAGGAGCGCCAGGCCGCCCUCGCCGACUGUCUGAGCCACGCGGUCGGCUUCGCCAGUCGGACCAGUAAGGCGUUCAGUAACAAGCAGACGGUGAAGCAGUGUGGGUGUACGGAGGUCUACAGAGACUGUCUGCAGACCUUCCUGCCUGCGCUGAGCUGCCCCGUCCAGCGGGGGGUGCUGCGGAGCUCCGUGCGCUCCUUCCUGCACCGUAUGAUCAUCUGCAUGGAGGAGGAGGUGCUGCCCUUCAUCCCCGCCGCCUCCGAGCACAUGCUGAAGGACUGCGAGGCCAAAGACCUGCAGGAGUUCAUCCCACUCAUCAGCCAGAUCACCGCCAAGUUCAAGCGGCAGGUGUCCCCGUUCCUGCAGCAGGUGUUCAUGCCGCUGGUGCACGCCAUCUUCGAGGUGCUGGCGCGACCGGCGGAGGACAACGACCAGGCGGCCGCGCUGGAGAAGCAGAUGCUGAGGAGGAGCUACUUCAGCUUCAUCCAGACCGUCACAGGAAGUGGCAUGAACGAGGUCAUGGCCAAUCAGGGAGCGGAGAACAUCGAGCGUGUGGUGUUCACCAUCAUCCAGGGAGCCGUGGACUUCCCUGAUCCCAUCGCUCAGAAAACCUGCUUCAUCAUCCUCUCCAAACUGGUGGAGCUGUGGGGAGGUAAAGACGGCAUGGUUGGUUUCCCAGACUUCAUCUACAAACACAUCGUCCCUGCCUGUUUCCUGGCUCCUCUCAAACCGACCUUUGACCUCUCGGAUGCUCAGACGGUCCUGACGCUGUCGGAGUGCGCCGUCACGCUGAAAAUGAUUCAUCUCAAACGGGGGCCGGAGUUUAUUCACUUCUUGCAGCAGGAGUAUCUUCCAUCGCUGCAGGUGUCGCCGGAAAUCUCACAGGAACUGUGUCAAGUCAUCCAGCAGCCAGACAUCAAAGUCCUGAAAAACUACAUCAAGGCGUUCUUCCAGCGAGGGAAGCUGUAGGGAAUAAAAACUGGAAGUUCACCGGGACUGAAAAGGACACUUUUGACAGGAAGUGGUCGUACACGCCACUUUUUUUUUUUUUUUUUACAACACCACCACCACCACCAACGAAGAAGAAGAAAAAAAAAGGACGUUAGCAUAGGAAGCUGCUUUUUGCACUUAAACAGUAAAAGCAUCACGCGGCCGGUCGGUCGGUCGGUCUGUGGA